AUGCCCCUGGGGGCCGGCGCAUCCCGGGGCCGGGAGCGGGGGAAGCGGGAGCGGGAGCGGGAAUUUAUUUUUUCAGGUCUAUUCUCGAACAUCUGGCUGUGGCGAGCUGUCGCUGGAGUCCUUACUGCUGCUGUCAUUUUGAUUUCGUGUAUUCAGUUUGCAAACCCUUCUCCGGCCAAAGACCUUCCUGAGUGCCCUCCCCUGGAGCUGUGUCCAUCAGGCUGGCUGUACUUCCAGAGGAAGUGUUACUACCUCUCAGAGAGGGAAGAUGCCUGGAACUCCAGCCAGAGCCACUGCUCUUCCCACAACGCUUCCCUCCUGGUCAUUGAAAAUCAUCAGGAGCUGAGCUUUAUGAUGAAGAUAACAAAGCAAGACCCAUGGAUUGGACUCUCUAAAAGAAAUGAAGAGUUCUUUUGGGUAAAUGGAAAAGCAUUAGACAAUGAACUGUUUGAAGUAAAAGGCUCUGGAAGCUGUGCCUAUCUGGAGCCCAAAGGAGUCUCAGCCUCAGGAUGUUAUUUAACCAGGAAAUGGGUCUGUAGCUUGGGUAUCAACUCAGCACAGUGAAGGUGGACAAAGCCACCACCCCUGACACUCAGAGCUAUGAUAUGAUGCCUACACAGGCUAUGUCUAUGCUUUGGAACCUGGGAAUGUGUCCCAGCUCCUCCCUGCAGGAGAAUGACUUUUCUGGUAGCCAGAAUUCUCCACCCAUGGAGGAAGGCUUUAAAGAUAGCAUUUAAAAGGCUCUCUUCAGCAUCUUGAGAAGUCAUUUCCUUGCCCCAUUUUUCCAGCUACUGCCCAGCUGUAGUUUCUUUUUGUUGUGCCAUCAGUAUUUCUUCCAUUUACCCUUCUCUUGUAGGAGCAGCUUCUCUUUCUUUCCUUUUUGGAAAGAGGUGGAGGUUUUUGUUCUGCUUUUCCUUUUGUCAGGCUCUGUAUGCAGGAAUGGGUGGUGAAGUGGGUCUGUCUGGAGGGCUGCCAGUGCCUCAUGGAUACAGGGCAAUGCAGGAGUGACCACUGUUGUUUCAGACAGGAUCACAGCAAAUUCCUCUCUUUCCAUUUGAUGGGAUGCACCUGGCAUUGUAUUUCCUGUCUUGUCAAUGUUAUGUUACUUUAAUUUUGUUAAAUCCUGGUGAUUAUGCUGUCAAGCUAACUUAUGUAGCUGCACUGCACCUGAAGUUAUUCUCACAACACUUUCUUUAGCCAAAAAAAAAAAAAAGGUCACAA
Ficedula albicollis (Collared flycatcher) is the source of this 1221-nucleotide messenger RNA. RefSeq names its product C-type lectin domain family 2 member L-like. Lineage: Eukaryota; Metazoa; Chordata; Aves; Passeriformes; Muscicapidae. The record is from RefSeq and is a predicted model, not a curated record. The transcript is spliced from 5 exons. Bases 1 to 564 code for a protein of 187 amino acids.